This is a messenger RNA of Marchantia polymorpha subsp. ruderalis, 2835 nucleotides long. The record is from the annotation of a GenBank genome assembly. Lineage: Eukaryota; Viridiplantae; Streptophyta; Marchantiopsida; Marchantiales; Marchantiaceae.
GGUUUUGUUUUCGUCUCCCUCUGUCUUCGGUCGUAUCUUUUGCCUUUUCUCCUCACUGUGCUCGUCACUGACAGCAGCCUGUGACGUCGGGAGAUUAUCCACCGCGAGAAUUGAGAAGAUUUUUAAACCUCUCCCCGUAGAUCUACUGAUUAGUCCUGUGUCAGAAGCCCGUCUAAGACCGGAGGUCGCGCUAUUUAAUUUGUUCCUCGGUCGCAAGUGAAGCAACGCUCGAGUAUUCGGAGACUUUUUUUUCCUCGACAAUGGCAAGUGGGAAGAAGCUUAUCAACGACCCGAACGAGGCUGUAAGAGAAGCCAUUGAAGGACUUGUCGAGACCUACCCAAAUCUUUCAUACUUGGAUGGCCUUCCUGAGAUCAAAGUGGUGCUGAGGGUUGAUGUUCCACGAGGGACUUAUGAUAAAGUUGCCCUCAUAUCAGGGGGUGGAAGUGGUCAUGAACCAGCACACUGCGGCUUCGUGGGUUAUGGCAUGCUCACUGCUGCUGUCUGUGGGGACGUAUUCGCGUCACCAUCUGUUGCUGCUAUCCUCGCAGCAAUUCGAGCAGUCACUGGACCACCUGGCUGCCUUCUCAUCGUCAAGAAUUAUACUGGAGAUCGAUUGAAUUUUGGAUUGGCUGCUGAGCAAGCGAAGGCUGAAGGGUACAAAAUUGAGGUUAUUAUUGUCGGUGACGACUGUGCAUUGCCUCCCCCGAGAGGCCUAGCAGGGCGAAGAGGACUAGCAGGAACUCUGUUUGUGCACAAGGUGGCGGGAGCAGCUGCUGCGGCUGGACUUUCUCUGGCAGAGGUGACCGCAGAAGCACGGCGAGUCUCACAAAUGGUGGGAACGAUGGGAGUUGCAUUGAGCGUGUGCACCAUACCCGGCCAAGUCACGUCCGACCGACUUGGCCCUGGGAAGAUGGAACUUGGACUUGGAAUUCAUGGCGAACCAGGGGCUGCAGUUGCUGACAUCCAACCCGUUGAUGUCAUAGUAUCGCACGUCCUCAAAAAAAUCCUUUCUCAGGAGACACAGUACGUGCCAGUUCGCCGCGGGUCUAGAGUCGCUCUCAUGGUCAACGGCUUGGGGGCGACGCCUGUCAUGGAGCUCACAAUAGCUGCUGGGAAAGCCGUCGCAAACCUUCAGGUUGAGCAUGGUGUAGGCGUGGAACGAGUUUUUACAGGGACAUUCAUGACGUCCCUCGAUAUGGCUGGCAUGUCUCUUUCAGUUCUGAAGGUAGAUGAUGCGAUUCUAGCAAGGCUUGAUGCCCCGACGACAGCACCUGCUUGGCCAGUAGGAGUUUCAGGACCCCGACCACCCACGACAUUGCCUUUUCCUGUUCCCCCAUCACCCAGAAAGCCUGAGGCGGCGUCAUGCAGACCCAAUGAGUUGACCAGUCAAGGGAAAGUUCUUGAAAUUGCCAUUCGUGCAGGUGCGGAAGCACUGGUGGAGCUUCGUGAGACUUUGAAUGCCAUGGAUGCCAAAGUUGGAGAUGGAGACUGCGGUUCAACGAUGUACAAGGGAGCCCAUGCAGUUCUAGAGGACCUCCAAGAUCAUUAUCCCUUGAAUGAUGCUGCUGCUACAGUCCAGGAACUAGGAAGCUCAAUAAGGAGGUCCAUGGGAGGUACAAGUGGUGUAAUAUACGACAUCUUCUGUAGAGCUGCCUACGCCCGCCUAAUGGAGACUCCGUCACCUACCACCAGUGCUAAAGCCUGGUCAUCGGCAUUUGAAGCUGCGAAUCUCGCUGUAAGCGCAUACGGUGGUGCAAAAAUUAAUCAAAGGACUCUCCUUGAUGCUCUUAUCCCUGCGUCCACGGCAUUGAGAGAAGCGCUCGAUGCGGGCACUGAUCCUGUGAGAGCUUUCGCUGCAGCCGCAGAUGCGGCAGAAAAAGGGGUAGAAGCGACGAAGUUAAUGCCAGGAGUGGCUGGUCGAUCAAACUAUGUGACAUCCGAAAUUCUCGCAACCGUACCAGAUCCCGGAGCUCUUGCUGCUGCAACAUGGAUUAAGGCGGCGGCAGCUGCUAUUUCAGAACAUUAUCAAGUUGUGUGACAGAAGAUCUUGUCCAGCCAGGUUGGAAGAGCGUUUGCUGCCACUGCUUGGUCAUGACAGUAACAUCGGCUGAACCAGGGAAUGCUGUAAACCUAGUAUUCAGUUUUCAUCCAGCCACGGAGGCCCGAGGCAUACAAACAUGACUUUGAACAGACGGAUAUGACCUCAGAACAGCGUUCUCUGGGAAGUGAAGGCAAGAAAAGCUUCUGUAGUUAAUGUUGAGGUAACCCCCAUUCAUAUCUUGGAUAAAGACAAUAAAGACAGCUUAGCGUGUAUUGCGAAGGACAUUUGAUUUCGUUGCCGGUGAAAUUUGUCUAUCUGCAGUGGGUAGUGAGCUGAAGAAUAACGUCUUGACUAAGGAAGUCCAGUUCCUCUAGCUUGCAGGCAUUUGUCAGUCCAUUCGUAUAGAGAAAGCUACUUAAGGUCACAAAGAAGUCAGAGGAGCAACAUGGUUACCCCCGCUCCAUACCCCAACUUGAAUCAAUAAGAGGUGCGAAGGGGUGAGCACCUUUUUGGGGUUCCAGCAUUGAUUUAGUCAGUUAUUUGUAGCUCUACUUUAUGGUUUCUGCUGAGGAUAGUUUGCAAACUUGUGGCGAUGAGUGAGAGUCGCCCAGUUGCCUGAAUCACCAAUGACCUGGUGUUCCGAGACUUUUUCAUUGUAGCGCAAGGCCAAGAAUCAUGUAUUUUUUCCAAAUCGAGUGAGAACAUCGGCUCUGUAUAAGAGAGUUGAAGUUCGGGUUCAGUCCGUGAUUCACAUCGAGGUUGGAAUCGACUUAAGUGAAGUUUUUCGAUUGUG